AUGUCCGGCCCCCGUCGUUCCGCCCGUCUAACGUCGAGUUCUGCGGGGUCCUCCGUCGAGCCUCCGGAGCGCCCUAUCAGUCGAACGCGGCGCACUCGGGCGUACAUCCGCACGGCCAGCGACGAUGCGGCUGCCGCUCAUGGCGGUAUCUCGCGCACCGCCGGCAACUCGUUCGUCCAGGCGUUCAAGGAUGCGGGCUUCGAGCCGAUCUCCUGGAAGCACGACCGCAAGCGGAUCGCUAAAGAGUUCGCCCCCCUCACGCAGUUCGCAAAGGACAUCCCGCACGAGCUGCAUGACCGCAUCAACGCGCUCAGCCUGGGGGCACGGCUCGCGGGGAACAUGCAGGCGCUCGUCUUCGAGGCAGAGAUCCACGCGAACACGGCCGAGGACGAGCCGUACGCGCCACCGAUCCGCAUCGUGAACGAGAUCGACGACGAGCCCACGCCGCCGGUCGAGUUCUACUACUCGAACCUGAUGUGGCAUGGGGAGGGCGUGCCGAAACCGGACCAUGAUAGCCUGCAUGGUUGCGACUGCUUUGGGCCGUGCGACCCCACGUCGACGACGUGCGCAUGUGUCAAGCGGCAACGCAAGUAUCAAUGGGACCAAGGCGGGUUCAUCUACGACAAGAAGGGCAAACUGCGCGCGCAUGAGUACCCCAUCUUCGAAUGCAACAUGAACUGCGGGUGCUCGGAGGACUGCAUGAACCGGGUGGUACAGCAUGGGAGGCAGUAUGAGAUCGCCAUCUGCAAAACUCUGAAGAAGGGCUGGGGGGUGUUCAACGGUCCCAAGAAGAUACCUGCCAACUCAUACAUUGGGAUCUAUGCCGGCGAAUACCUCACAGAUUCAGAAGGUGAAAUACGGGGCACUCUCUACAACAAGUUCGGAAGGACGUACCUGUUUGACAUCGACUUCUGGUACCUCAAGGAUGACGAGGAGAAGGUCAAGUAUUGCAUCGAUGCGUACCAUGCUGGCAAUAACCACAGCUGCGACCCGAACUGCGUCAUUGUCGCGUGUUACAUCAACGAGGGCAACCUGGACAAGGCCCUGCUCACGAUCUUCACUAACAGGGACGUCGAGCCCUACGAGGAGCUCUGUUUCUCCUACUUCGGCACGCCAGACGACGACAUGGGCGUGGACCCUCCGCCAGAUGGGGACAGCGACGACGACGCGGUCCACGUCAAGUGCCAGUGCGGGGCGCCGAACUGCACAGGGCGGAUGUGGAAGUAG
Trametes versicolor FP-101664 SS1 is the source of this 1227-nucleotide messenger RNA. RefSeq names its product SET domain-containing protein. Gene Ontology annotation, cellular component: nucleus. The record is from RefSeq and is a predicted model, not a curated record. NCBI's taxonomy places the organism in Eukaryota, Fungi, Basidiomycota, Agaricomycetes, Polyporales, Polyporaceae. The transcript has 5 exons. The coding region runs from base 1 to 1227 and encodes 408 amino acids. Gene Ontology annotation, molecular function: zinc ion binding; protein binding; histone methyltransferase activity.